AUGUUGGUCCCUGGUCACUGGGAUGGGUUGAGGCCGGCCAUGCCCAGCCUGCUGCUGCUGUUCGUGGCAGCUCUGCUCUCCAGCUGGGCACAGCUGCUGACUGACGCCAACUCCUGGUGGUCGCUGGCUCUGAACCCGGUGCAGAGACCUGAGAUGUUCAUCAUUGGCGCUCAGCCCGUGUGCAGCCAACUUCCCGGGCUUUCCCCAGGCCAGCGAAAGCUGUGUCAGUUGUAUCAGGAGCACAUGUCCUACAUCGGGGAGGGAGCCAAGACGGGCAUCAGGGAGUGCCAGCACCAGUUUCGACAGAGGCGGUGGAACUGCAGCACUGUGGACAACUUGUCUGUCUUUGGCAGGGUCAUGCAGAUAGGUAGCCGGGAGACUGCCUUCACGUAUGCGGUGAGCGCCGCUGGUGUGGUGAAUGCCAUCAGCCGAGCCUGCAGAGAGGGUGAGCUGUCCACCUGUGGCUGCAGCCGUGCAGCAAGGCCCAAGGACCUGCCACGAGACUGGCUGUGGGGCGGCUGUGGGGACAACGUGGAGUAUGGCUACCGCUUUGCCAAGGAGUUUGUGGAUGCCCGAGAGCGUGAGAAGAACUUUGCCAAGGGAUCAGAGGAGCAGGGCCGAGCCCUCAUGAACUUACAGAACAACGAGGCUGGCCGCCGGGCCGUGUAUAAGAUGGCUGAUGUCUCCUGCAAAUGUCACGGAGUCUCUGGGUCCUGCAGCCUCAAGACCUGCUGGCUCCAGCUGGCUGAGUUCCGCAAGGUGGGGGACCGUUUGAAGGAGAAGUAUGACAGCGCUGCGGCCAUGCGUAUCACCCGUCAGGGCAAGCUGGAACUGACCAACAGCCGCUUCAACCAGCCCAGCCCGGAGGACCUGGUCUACGUAGACCCCAGCCCUGACUACUGCCUGCGAAAUGAGACCACGGGCUCCCUGGGCACCCAAGGUCGCCUCUGCAACAAGACCUCAGAGGGCACGGAUGGCUGCGAGCUCAUGUGCUGUGGCCGCGGCUAUGACCGCUUCAAGAGCGUCCAGGUGGAACGCUGCCACUGCAGGUUCCACUGGUGUUGCUUUGUCAGAUGCAAAAAAUGCACCGAGAUCGUGGACCAGUAUGUCUGUAAGUGACUGCACACGGGCCUCCAGCCCGCUCCUCUCCGCCUCACAAAAGUCUAUAUUAUAUAAAUCUAUCUAAAAUAUAUUUUAUAUUUGUACGAAUGGAUGGAUGGAUGAUGAAUAAUCAAGAGAAGAGAAUGGAGAGGAAGAACUUCCGAGAUGCUGGCCCUCUGUGAGGACUGGACUUUGCUGGAAAUCUACAGCCAGUGGGAGAGAAACAGGCUUUUCCCCGUUUUCUGGCCAGGACUCUCUGGACAGGGGCUUGAGAAUGUCUAUGCGCCAUA
Molecule: messenger RNA, 1391 nt
Organism: Rattus rattus (black rat)
Lineage: Eukaryota; Metazoa; Chordata; Mammalia; Rodentia; Muridae
Gene: Wnt5b
Product: Wnt family member 5B
Exons: 4
Coding region: 1-1119 (372 amino acids)
Biological process (GO): neuron differentiation; multicellular organism development; canonical Wnt signaling pathway
Cellular component (GO): extracellular region
Molecular function (GO): cytokine activity; frizzled binding
Source: RefSeq, a predicted model, not a curated record